AUGAGCCAAAGACACAUAGAGUCUCCUAUAACCAGAGACUUACCUCACUCAGCUAAAGAGCUCUUUAUCGGUUGGGCUCCCAAAGCAUACAAAGAGUUUAGCCUUUUCAAAAAGCCACAGGUCGAUGAUGACACGGUUUUGGAGGAAAGCGGCGAGGUAUCCACAGACGAAGAGCGUCCCAAGCGCGACAAAUACUGGGCUAUUGUGACCACUGGUGCUGGGUUGUUCUCGGACGGUUACAUUAAUAACUCUAUCAGCACGGUGUCUACGUGUCUGUCGUACAUCUACGGGGAUGCGUACAGCGAGUCGCGCGCGAUCCAGAAUGUUUCGUCGAUCGCGUUCGCCGGUACCGUCGUGGGCCAGCUCACGUUCGGUUACAUCUCGGACUACCACUCACGGAAAACCGCGAUGAUCGCUGGUACAUUGAUCCUGAUCCUAUUCUCCAUUCUGUGUGCGGGUGCCUGGGGUGUCGGCACCACGGGUACCAACCCGGGUGGGCUGUUUGCAGCUAUCACAGCCUACCGUUUCUUCUUGGGUAUUGGUAUCGGAUCUGAGUACCCUGCAGGGUCCACUGCCGCUGCAGAGGCCUCCAACCUACUUCCUGCAGGUAAGAGAAACAGAUGGUUCUGCUGGUUUACAAACUUCAUGAUCGACUUUGGUUUUGUCGUCAGCUCUGUCGUUCCGCUUGUCAUGCUACGUAUCUGCGGUGAAAAGCAUCUAACCCCAGUGUGGAGAGUCACGCUGGGUCUUGGUGCCAUCCCACCAAUUUCGCUCUUCUUCUUGCGUCUCAAAUACAAAGAAGGCCAGCAGUACGAAAAGAGCAGAUUCAACCAUGUCAUGCCUUACUGGAAAGUCAUUAAGUUCUACUGGUUUAGACUAACCAUUGUCUCCAUCAUUUGGUUUUUGUAUGAUUUCUCAGCAUACGCUUUCGGUACUUACUCUUCUGUUAUCAUUAACAAGAUCUUGGGCGAAGACACUUCCUUAGUUAAGUCUUUUGGUUGGAACAUCGUCUUCAACUUGUUUUACAUCCCCGGUGCUUUCCUCGGUGCCAUUUUUGCAGACUACUGGGGUCCUCGUAACACUUUGGUUGUAGGUGUGCUGUUACAAGCCAUGGUCGGGUUCAUUAUGGCCGGUUGCCUAGAGACCUUGCGGAAGAACAUUGCCGGUUUCACCGUUGCCUUUGGUAUCUUUGCCACUUUGGGUGAGUUUGGUCCCGGUGAUAACAUCGGAUGUCUGGCCUCAAAAACCAGUGCCACCCCUAUCAGAGGCCAUUAUUACGGUAUCGCCGCAGCUGUUGGUAAGGUUGGUGCCUUCGUAGGGUCUUGGGUGUUUCCUGAAAUCAUUAAGAAUGCCGGUGGGUCCAGUACCACUUCGGGUCUGCAAGCUCCAUACUGGGUGGCCUCUUCCUUAUGCUGUUUCUCUGCAUUUUUAGCAUUAUUUUUCCUACCAGCUGUCGACCAAGAUGCCAACGCCAAGGAGGAUGAGCUGUUCCUGGAAUACUUGAGAAGCACCGGUUAUGACGUUUCGCUCUUGGGUCAUCAUGCCGACUCAGAAGACUACGAGGGUGGUAAGAUUGUUUCGCAUAUGACAGAAUCUUCCGAUCCUAGUGAUUCUAAAGAAAAAGUAGUCAUCCACUAG
This is a messenger RNA of Lachancea fermentati, 1638 nucleotides long. The record is from the annotation of a GenBank genome assembly. NCBI's taxonomy places the organism in Eukaryota, Fungi, Ascomycota, Saccharomycetes, Saccharomycetales, Saccharomycetaceae.